This is a messenger RNA of Myodes glareolus (Bank vole), 832 nucleotides long. RefSeq lists its product as uncharacterized. The record is from RefSeq and is a predicted model, not a curated record. NCBI's taxonomy places the organism in Eukaryota, Metazoa, Chordata, Mammalia, Rodentia, Cricetidae.
UGCUUUUUCUGUCUCAGUAUUCAGUUGGGCUCCGGAGGUGCCCCAGUGCAUUUGAGAUAGAAGAUUGAGAAAAGAAGGGUUCCAUUUAUACAGUACUUGGGACGUCAACAGCCGUGAUACAGCUCUUCCAAGACCACCUACUUUCUUGUGUGUGCUAUACCAUGCUUUAUAAACAAGAGCGAAGGCCAUCUCCAACAGAUCAGCCUGAAGUUGGUAGACAAAUGGACCCAUAUCUGAUUGUCAAUGGAGAAGGUUUCGUGCCUGAAGAAUACGUGAACUUCAUUCCAGAAAACAUGAUCCCCAUGGCUUUGGAAGCAGAAGUGGAAGAACUGAUAGUGGAGGAAGAGGAGGAGGUCAUUUGGCUUUUUAUACAGCACGUACAUGUUGAUGAUGAUGAGGAGGAGAAUCAGACAGAGGUCAUGGAAGAAGAUAAUGGCUGGGUUCACAAUGCGGAAGAGGAUGGUGGAGAUGAUGAUGAAGCUAAUUAUGAGCAUACUGAAAUCGUCACAGGCACUGUAAAUGACCAUAUGUAUGAACGCUCCCAUGAUGAGACCGAAGAAGCUGGAGUUACAGAAAAAGUUGAGUCUGAAAAUGAAAACCAGAAGGAGGAAAAUGACAAUAAUCCAAACUCAGUUGAAAACAAAGCCUAGAAUCCAGCUUGAAGGCAUAGAGAUGAAAUACAGAAAGGAAGAAACCCAUGAAGAUUUUAUCAACACAGAUUGUGGUUCAAAAUUCAUCACCCUUUUAUUUUAACCUUACCAUUAUCUGAUUGUCUUACUGUAUUGUCUUACUCUAUUGUCUUUCUAUACCAAACAAUGUUCAGUUCAAAAUA